GAGGGGGGGGAGCGCGAGAGUGAGUGAGUGGCUGAGUGAGUUUACCCCUAUGAGGCGGUGAGAGGCCCGGGGCCUACCUCAGAGGAGCGGGGUCGCGGCGCCAGCUAGCAGCGGGCCCCCUCCCGGUCCCCGGGCCCGGCGGCGCGGCGGCGGCUCAGUUGUGAGGAGGCGGGGAAGCGAGUGUCCGGCCCCAGCUAUGGAGGGCAUGGACGUGGACCUGGACCCCGAGCUGAUGCAGAAGUUCAGCUGCCUGGGCACCACCGACAAGGACGUGCUCAUCUCCGAGUUCCAGCGGUUGCUCGGCUUCCAGCUCAACCCGGCCGGCUGCGCCUUCUUCCUGGACAUGACCAACUGGAACCUACAAGCAGCAAUUGGCGCCUAUUAUGACUUUGAGAGCCCAAACAUCAGUGUGCCCUCUAUGUCCUUUGUUGAAGAUGUCACCAUAGGAGAAGGGGAGUCGAUACCUCCUGAUACUCAGUUUAUAAAAACAUGGCGAAUCCAAAAUUCUGGGGCAGAGGCCUGGCCUCCAGGGGUUUGUCUUAAAUAUGUCGGGGGAGACCAGUUUGGACAUGUGAACAUGGUGAUGGUGAGAUCGCUAGAGCCCCAAGAGAUUGCAGAUGUCAGCGUCCAGAUGUGCAGCCCCAGCAGAGCAGGAAUGUAUCAGGGACAGUGGCGGAUGUGCACUGCUACAGGACUCUACUAUGGAGAUGUCAUCUGGGUCAUUCUCAGUGUGGAGGUGGGUGGACUUUUAGGAGUAACGCAGCAGCUGUCAUCUUUUGAAACGGAGUUCAACACACAGCCACAUCGCAAGGUAGAAGGAAACUUCAACCCGUUUGCCUCUCCCCAAAAGAACCGACAAUCAGAUGAAAACAACUUAAAAGACCCUGGGGGUUCCGGGUUCGACUCGAUCAGCAAAAACACAUGGGCUCCUGCUCCUGACCAAACCGAGCAAGAUGAGAAUAGACUCUCACAGAACUCUGUAAAUCUGUCCCCCAGCAGUCACGCAAACAACUUAUCAGUAGUGACUUACAGUAAGGGGCUCCACGGGCCUUACCCCUUCGGCCAGUCUUAAACGGGUGUCAGCAAGAAGAAAAAUUAACAAAAGACAGAAGGCUUGACUCUGGGGGGGAGGGCAAGGGGUUCCUCUGGAUUGCAGACCACAUCGCACGGACCCCUGGCUCUGACCCCCAUCCUGGAAGAAGAGGAAGAAUCAGAAAGACUAGUUUUGAGUAAACUCAGUGUGCGUGUGUGAAUGCCGAAUUGCAGGAGUGGUGUUGAGGCUACCGAGAAGAAAUCCAUGCAGCCAGUUUGGGUUUUGUUUAUUAGGCGUCAGUCUAACAA
Messenger RNA from Kogia breviceps (pygmy sperm whale), 1341 nucleotides. It is a transcript of the gene ILRUN, whose product is annotated as inflammation and lipid regulator with UBA-like and NBR1-like domains. Gene Ontology annotation, cellular component: phagophore assembly site. Lineage: Eukaryota; Metazoa; Chordata; Mammalia; Artiodactyla; Physeteridae. Gene Ontology annotation, biological process: macroautophagy. Gene Ontology annotation, molecular function: ubiquitin binding. The record is from RefSeq and is a predicted model, not a curated record.